This is a messenger RNA of Arachis duranensis, 1558 nucleotides long. RefSeq names its product heat shock factor protein HSF24. The coding region runs from base 357 to 1295 and encodes 312 amino acids. Gene Ontology annotation, molecular function: DNA-binding transcription factor activity; RNA polymerase II cis-regulatory region sequence-specific DNA binding. Gene Ontology annotation, cellular component: nucleus. The transcript is spliced from 2 exons. Gene Ontology annotation, biological process: regulation of transcription by RNA polymerase II. The record is from RefSeq and is a predicted model, not a curated record. Lineage: Eukaryota; Viridiplantae; Streptophyta; Magnoliopsida; Fabales; Fabaceae.
GAGUACAAGGCCGAAGAAUCAUUAUUUAAGGGAAGAAUAUCAUAUCACACUUUUAAUUUUCAUUUUUCUUUCUUUCCCUUUGGCGUUGGGAAACGGAGUUAUGGUAUUUAUUGUGCCAUUUGAAGAAGCCGCUGUUGUGGUUAAGAUCCAUGGAUUCUGAUCGUCAUAGAAACUUAGUUCACUCCCGCUUCUUCCUCUCUGGAUUCUAUUGCUGGGAUUGGGAAUUCUUGACCGCUCUCCUCCUUUUUAGUUGUUCUUCUCAAUAAUAUAUUAUUCUUUUUGUUGAUUUCUUAGCUAUUAGCUAUUACUAGAUUAGGAAUAAUUAAGAGUAGAUUAUUUGUGAGGUAGGCGGAGAGAUGUCACAGAGAUCGGUGCCGGCGCCGUUCUUGACGAAGACGUAUGAGUUGGUGGAUGAUCGUGCAACGGACGACGUGAUUUCGUGGAGUGAGAGUGGCAACACUUUUGUGGUGUGGAAGCAUGCCGAUUUCGCUAAGGAUUUGCUUCCCAAUUAUUUCAAGCACAACAAUUUCUCCAGCUUUGUUCGCCAGCUCAACACCUAUGGUUUUCGAAAGAUUGUGCCAGACAAAUGGGAAUUUGCCAACGAACAUUUUAAGCGAGGCCAAAAAGAACUUCUCACGGAGAUCAAACGCCGCAAGUCGGCGCACCCUGCGCCGCCGCCAUCGGGGACCGAAAAAUCCGGUGGCGACGGUAACUCUCUGUUGAACUCAGGCGGCGACGACAUGGGAUCGUCCUCCACCUCUUCACCUGAUUCGAAGAACCCAGGAUCUGUGGAAACAACAACGAUAACAACAACAACAACUCCUCCUCCUCCUCAUCAGUGCGCGAAUUUAUCGAGCGAGAACGAGAAAUUGAAGAAGGACAACGAGACGCUAAAUUGCGAGCUGGCACGUGCGAAGAAGCAGUGCGAUGAGUUGGUGGCUUUCUUGAGGGACUGCCUUAAGGUGUGUCCUGAUCAGAUCAACCGCAUCAUGAGGCAAGGAAAAUGCGGGUCCACCCGUGAUCCGGUGCAAUCUGAUGACACUCUAGUUGAUGAUGACGAAAAACAAGUUGGUGAGGCCGCUGGACCCAGCACUUUGAAAUUGUUUGGUGUUUGGUUGAAAGAGGAGAAGCCUAACAACAACCACAAGAGAGAGCGAGAAGGCCCAAUGGGCUUUGGUGGGCCUCCUGCAAAGGAGAUGAAGAAGACUACUACUACAGCUAAUAGUAAUAGUGUUGUUGACUUUGGUGGUUCCAAUGUUAAGGUGAUGAUGAAGAGCAGCAAGGUCUGCAGCUGAAGCACCUUAAGGUUUAAGCCAUUGUUCGAUUUAUUUAGUUUGGAAAGACAUAAAACAAUAAUAAGUAUAGGUUGAAGACAAGGCGUGACAUGAUGUUAGGGUGGUUUGUGUUUGGGCAAAUAGGGCCUACCCUCUGCACCCUGGCGCAUGUUAUGGUUGUGUUAUUGUUAAUAUAGAUCUAUUGUUGUACCAAUAUAAUUACUAGUUAAUAUAGGUACGUGGGAAGCAGACACUAAUAUUCCAUGUAUGAAUCUAGUUGUUCA